AUGGAGCCCACUGUUGAUGACGUCCAGCUCGUGCCCAAUGCAACAAAGAAGCCCCCCACCCUGGACGCCGCGUGCUGUCGCGCCACCGUCACCGUGGUGGUGGCCACAAGCGUCUUCGUUGUCUCCCUGGGAGUCCUUCUGGCCCUCCCCUCUGCCCGGGGCGUGGACGUGGAGCACACGGUGCAGCUACGGGGGAUCCCCUACGCCAGCAGCCUGCGGCAGGAGGCCUCAGACUAUUACCAGACGCUGACGCCCACCCUGGAGACACUGUUUGUAAGCAGCUUCCAGAAGACGGAGCUGGAGAGCAGCUGCAGGAGCUGCGCGGUGCUGCGCUACAGGGACGGCAACGCCAGCGUCCUGGUGCGGUUCCAGCUGCGCUUCCUGCUGCGAGCCCCCCAGACGCUGAGCCUGGGCCUGGAGGAGGGGCUCUUGCAGCAGGGGCUUCGCGCCAGGCUCGGGGACCGCGGCAUUCCGCUCGCCGCCUACGGCACCAUCGUGUCCGCCGAGCUCGUGGGAAGCCAGAAGGAGCCACUUACAGAAAGAGAGUUAAAAUCAGGUCGCUGUCCUGGGAACGCCUUUUCCUGCGGGAACAGCCAGUGCGUGAGCAAGGUGAACCCCGAGUGUGACGACAGAGUGGACUGUGCCGACGGCUCCGAUGAGGCCCACUGCGACUGCGGUUUGCAGCCCGCCUGGAGGACCGCUGGCAGGAUCGUGGGCGGCGCCAAGGCGGCCCCGGGGGAGUUCCCGUGGCAGGUCAGCCUCCGCGAGAACACCGAGCACUUCUGCGGAGCCACCGUCGUGAGCGCCAGCUGGCUGGUGUCCGCCGCCCACUGCUUCAACGAGUUCCAGGACCCAUCUGAGUGGGUGGCCUACGCAGGCACCAUCCACCUCAGCGGCUGGGAGGCCAGCGCCGUGCGGGCCCGGGUGGUGCGGAUCAUCAAGCACCCCUCCUACAACGCCGACACGGCCGACUUCGACGUAGCGCUGCUGGAGCUGGCCAGCCCGCUGCCCUUCGGCAAGUACAUCCAGCCCGUGUGCCUCCCGGCGGCCGACCACGUCUUCCCCCCCAGGAAGGAGUGCCUCAUCUCAGGCUGGGGCUACCUCAAGGAGGACUUCCUAGUCAAGCCGGAAGUGCUGCAGAAAGCCACCGUGGAGCUUCUGGACCAAGCCCUGUGCAACAGUCUUUAUGGCCACUCACUCACCGACAGGAUGGUGUGUGCCGGCUACCUGGACGGCAAAGUGGACUCCUGCCAGGGCGACUCAGGAGGCCCUCUGGUCUGCAAAGAGCCUUCCGGAAGGUUCUUCCUGGCAGGCAUCGUGAGCUGGGGAGUCGGUUGUGCAGAAGCCCGGCGGCCAGGGGUCUAUGCCCGUGUGACCAGGCUUCGUGACUGGAUCCUGGAGGCCAUUGCCAUGGCCAGCAGGCCCCUGGCUUCUACCUUGGCUCCUGUCCAUGCCACCACCAGCAGCGCCUCGACCACCAGCCCCGAGAGCCCUGUGGUCGACACCCCAACCAGACCCACACGGAUCCCCAGCACAGCAGCCCUGGACUCAGCCACUGCCUCCAAGCCACAAGGAGAUGGAUGGUUGAUUAGUGAUGUCUGUCAUGGGCACAAGCAUGGACAAAAGGGUGACUCCGGGGGUCCCCUGGCCUGUGAGGAGACCCCUGGCGUGUUCUACCUGGCGGGGAUCGUCAGCUGGGGCAUCGGCUGUGCCCAGGCCAAAAAGCCAGGCGUGUACGUCCGGAUCACCAGGCUGAAGGGCUGGAUCCUGGAGACGAUGUCCUCCGACCCCCUCCCCACAGCUCCCCCCUCGACCGCAAGGACACCCACCACCCCAAACCACCCCCUGAGGACAACUGCUGGUCUGGCAGUCUCAGGAGUCACCGCCAGCAGGGCCACCAGCCAGUCUGCCAGCACCACUGUCCCUGCACCAAGCACCACCACUAGGAGACAGACGCCACUCCCAAGCACCCCAGGGACCAGCACACACUCGCAGCUCUCAGACUGCGGCCUGGCGCCCGCGGCGGCGCUGACCAGGAUCGUGGGCGGCAGCGCGGCGGGACGCGGGGAGUGGCCGUGGCAGGUGAGCCUGUGGCUGCGGCGCCGGGAGCACCGCUGCGGCGCCGUGCUGGUGGCGGAGAGGUGGCUGCUGUCGGCGGCGCACUGCUUCGACGUCUAUGGGGACCCCAAGCAGUGGGCGGCCUUCCUGGGCACGCCGUUCCUGAGCGGCGCUGACGGGCAGCUGGAGCGCGUGGCACGCAUCUUCAAGCACCCCUUCUACAACCUCUACACGCUGGACUACGACGUGGCGCUGCUGGAGCUCGCGGGGCCCGUGCGCCGCAGCCGCCUCGUGCGGCCCAUCUGCCUGCCCGAGGCCGCGCCCCGGCCUCCCGCUGGCGCGCGCUGCGUCAUCACCGGCUGGGGCUCGGUGCGCGAGGGAGGCGCGAUGGCGCGGCAGCUGCAGAAGGCGGCCGUCCGGCUCCUGAGCGAGCAGACCUGCCGCCGCUUCUACCCGGUGCAGAUCAGCAGCCGCAUGCUGUGCGCCGGCUUCCCGCAGGGCGGCGUGGAUAGCUGUUCGGGUGACGCUGGGGGACCCCUGGCUUGCAGGGAACCCUCAGGCCGGUGGGUGCUAACAGGGGUCACCAGCUGGGGUUAUGGCUGCGGGCGGCCACACUUCCCGGGCGUCUACACUCGGGUAGCGGCUGUGAGAGGCUGGAUCGGGCAGAACAUCCAGGAUUGA
This is a messenger RNA of Orycteropus afer afer, 2739 nucleotides long. It is a transcript of the gene TMPRSS9, whose product is annotated as transmembrane serine protease 9. Gene Ontology annotation, molecular function: serine-type endopeptidase activity; protein binding. Bases 1 to 2739 code for a protein of 912 amino acids. The record is from RefSeq and is a predicted model, not a curated record. NCBI's taxonomy places the organism in Eukaryota, Metazoa, Chordata, Mammalia, Tubulidentata, Orycteropodidae. Gene Ontology annotation, biological process: proteolysis. The transcript has 16 exons.